Messenger RNA from Anneissia japonica, 1620 nucleotides. Its product is annotated as methionine adenosyltransferase 2 subunit beta-like. Gene Ontology annotation, cellular component: methionine adenosyltransferase complex. Bases 156 to 1046 code for a protein of 296 amino acids. Gene Ontology annotation, biological process: S-adenosylmethionine biosynthetic process. Gene Ontology annotation, molecular function: methionine adenosyltransferase regulator activity. The record is from RefSeq and is a predicted model, not a curated record. NCBI's taxonomy places the organism in Eukaryota, Metazoa, Echinodermata, Crinoidea, Comatulida, Comatulidae. The transcript is spliced from 6 exons.
UUUGUUUAUCCAUGUGAUAAAGAAUCAAAUUGUUGGAUUGGCUGGAUAAUGCCACGUGCCAGAUCGGGUAUUUCCCUGAUCGUCAUCACAGCGCAAACCAAACCAGGAGGAAGGAGACACUGCUCAUCCACGAUAGGAAUAUUCUCGAAAAGAACAUGAAAAAAGUGUUAAUAACUGGAGCUUCAGGCCUUCUAGGACGAGCCAUUCUGAAGGAGUUUAGCAACAGUGCAUCAUGGGAAGUACUAGGCUUAGCUUUCUCAAGGUCAGGUGAUAACUUGAAGAAAGUUGACCUUACAGAUAAUGCUGCAGUGAGAGAUACGCUGAAAGAAUUUAAGCCAGACGUUGUUGUUCAUUCCGCUGCUGAAAGACGCCCGGAUGUCGUACAAAAUAAGCCUGGCGACACUAAACAACUUAAUGUUGGUGCAACUGAGAACAUUGCAAAGAUUUGUGGGGAGCUUAAUGCUUUUUUGGUGUACAUCAGUACAGAUUAUGUGUUUGAUGGAACAAAACCACCCUACAAACCAAACGAUCAGCCCAAUCCUCUCAAUGCCUAUGGACAAAGCAAACUCGAUGGUGAGAUAGUGACGUUACAGUGCAAUCCAAGUGCUGUUGUGUUGCGGGUACCUAUCCUGUAUGGACAAGUAGAAUUUCUCUCCGAGAGUGCUGUAACGAUCCUAUUUAACUCAGUAAAGGACACUUCAAAACCUGCAAACAUGUGUAACUACCAGCAACGAUUCCCCACACACACCAGAGAUGUUGCGGUUGUUAUUCGACAAAUAGCUGAGAAGCAGUCAGAGAAUCCUUCAAUCAAAGGUAUUUACCAUUGGAGUAACAACGAACAAGUAACUAAAUUUGCUAUGGCAACCAAGAUGGCUGAAAUAUUCAAUUUACCACGUGAUCACUUAAAGGCCAAUGAGAAGGCUCCUCCUGGAGCUCCAAGACCCAAAAAUGCUCAGCUUGAUACAUCAGAUUUAGAUGGUUUAGGCAUCGGACAAAGAACACCUUUUCAGGAAGGGAUUAAAGAGGCUUUAGAACCAUAUUUGUGAGCAAAAGAGAAUAAUUAUGAUAAAGAAUAAUAUAAUAAUUAUUGAAAAACAGUUGAAUUAGACAUUAUGUUUGAUUUGCAUUCACCUUUAAUUAUGCUUCUACACAUCAUUAAACUUGAGUCUAAUCCCUUUUCCCUUUAGGGCUAGGAGGCUGUUUAUUUGAUCCCUCUUAUAGGUCUGCCCCCAUUAAGACGCUGGUGGGAGAUAUGCUAUGUCCAGUUCACCUCUUCAAAUCACAUCCAUGGUGGGGUACUGCUGAUCUAUCACAACAGCAACUGAGCAGUGCAAUUGAUGUACCAAAUACAAUCGUUUUAAAAUUAAUAUACACAGAUACAGAUUACUCUAUUAAUUUACAACAGUAAUUCAUUUCCUUGUAAAAAGUAUUCUAAUUAUUUCCAUAACGUCAGUAUUUGAAUGAUUGACAUUUUGAAUGAUAGUUGAUCACAUUAAAGUUUUUUUUCAAAUUAAUUAAUUGCAGUGUUUUAUUUUUAGUUUAUGUAAAAUAUAUUUGAUAAUACUGUAAUUAUAAAGAGUGCAUAAAUGCGUCAAUAAAAAGUGUGAUAGCGCCCUCUAA